Molecule: messenger RNA, 1732 nt
Organism: Quercus robur (English oak)
Lineage: Eukaryota; Viridiplantae; Streptophyta; Magnoliopsida; Fagales; Fagaceae
Product: mediator of RNA polymerase II transcription subunit 10b-like
Exons: 8
Coding region: 439-1011 (190 amino acids)
Biological process (GO): positive regulation of transcription by RNA polymerase II
Cellular component (GO): chromatin; mediator complex
Molecular function (GO): transcription coregulator activity
Source: RefSeq, a predicted model, not a curated record
AAACUUCAAAUACCCAUGACAAAAGUUCAGAACAGAGGAUAGGGGGAUAAAUCCCACAACGUUACACAAAUCCUGCACAAUGGUGACGUGGCAGCGUAUUAGAAUGACACCUGUCAAAACUAUCUUAAUAAAAUUUUCCGUUCCGUUAACCUAACGCUACUGUUUCUCUCUCCUGUCUCUCUCUCACACGCAGCAGGGGCAGAAGAACCAAAUCAAAAAGAAAAAUCACCACCACCACCUUUUAGCCGACAAGAACCACCGCUCCAACCCCUUCUUUUGAUAGAAAUCUCUGUGGCGAAGAUGAAGACUACAACUCAGAAUUUUUCUAGGUGUUCCUAGUACCCAGGAUUGUUCUCCUUCAAGUUUAGGCCUGCGUUUCUUCUACUCUGAGAUAUAUUUUCAAAAGUCUUAGUGAGGUUUUUGAAGUAAAAUACAACAAUGGAUUCAUCACAGAGUGCUGUAACAGCAGGGACUGGUGGUGGUGGCAAUGGGAUGAUGAUCUCUCAAACCAAUGAUAUGGCAGCUACACCUGCUGUGGACGAUCCAAAGCAGAACCUGAACCAUGUCAUCAACUCUAUUCAGAAAACUUUGGGCCUUCUUCACCAGCUCUACCUUACUGUCUCUUCCUUCAAUGCUGCCUCUCAGCUUCCUCUUCUCCAUCGCCUCAAUUCUCUUGUCACGGAGCUUGACAACAUGGUUAAAUUGGCUGAGAAGUGCAACAUUCAAAUUCCUAUGGAAGUGCUAAAUUUGAUUGAUGAUGGAAAGAAUCCAGACGAAUUCACAAGGGAUGUCAUAAACAGCUGUAUUGCCAAGAAUCAGAUCACCAAAGGCAAAACUGAUGCCUUUAAGGGUUUACGCAAGCAUCUUAUGGAAGAACUUGAACAAACAUUUCCUGAUGAAGUUGAAUCUUAUAGAGAGAUACGUGCAGCCUCUGCUGCUGAAUCAAAGCGGCUUGCACAAGCACAAAGCAUGUUACCAAAUGGAGAUAUGAAGGUCAAAUCCGAGCUUUAGGUGUUUAUCAAGGGAAUCCUAAUUUGGGGGAUAUAGACAGUUCCAGUGUAAUAUAUGCAAGGUAAGAGAGUCCAUAUGCAGACUCUUGCAUGGCCAUUCUUAAAUCCUUUAAUAAAGCCAUAUCUAAUUUAAAGAAGCUUAGAUUGCAUAUUUGGUCCUCAACUUUCGACUGUUAUUUCAAAAUCGUCCUUAUACUUUAAAAUGUUUCACUUUAGUCCCUAUACUUUCAUAAUUGUGUGAAAAAUGUUCUAAUUGUCAUUUGUUGGAUGAAAAAUGUUGAUGUGGCCAACAGAAUUCAUGCAACGUCAUUAAAGUGACCUCAGUUUUAUUAAUUUCGUUUGUUGUACUUUCCAUCUUUUAGAUGAUGGUAAGGGCCUUUUUGAAAUAUUCUAAAAUAUAAGGACGAUUUUGAAACAAAGGUCAAAGGUUGAGGACCAAAUAUGCAAUUUAGCCUUUAAAGAAAUACUGAUUGCAAUUUAGUGUGGCCAUUAUAAAAAUUUUGUUCUUCAACGCUCUUAACUUUCUCAUUAUCAGUCAAAUUCAGUUGUUCUUCAUGGGACCUGAAUUUUAUUGCAUAUAUUUCUGAGAUUAUUUGAUAAUUUGAACUUUCCACCAGAUUCUAAUGAAUUUGUGUUUGUUUCAGCUUCAGUACUAUUAAAGACUAAUGCUUAUUCAGGAAAUAAUAAAUCAAAACAUGUGCAUGGAAGCGCACAUCUGCUGA